Messenger RNA from Aspergillus ibericus CBS 121593, 1607 nucleotides. RefSeq names its product FAD-binding oxidoreductase. The transcript has 6 exons. Bases 1 to 1539 code for a protein of 512 amino acids. Gene Ontology annotation, molecular function: oxidoreductase activity; FAD binding. The record is from RefSeq and is a predicted model, not a curated record. NCBI's taxonomy places the organism in Eukaryota, Fungi, Ascomycota, Eurotiomycetes, Eurotiales, Aspergillaceae.
AUGGCUGCAAUAGUCGCUGCGAUCGUCAACAACGCCUCCCAUCUGGAGCAAGAGCAGGUGGUGCAGAUUGAGACGCUUCUGUCGCGAUUUGACAGAUUGUCCCCGGCCGAACAAAGCCAGGAACGAGUGUCUUAUGUGUCUGCAGCCUUUCCCCUGGUGUUCGGCCCCGAUGCCGUAGUGCAUGGGUCCGAUGGCUAUGAGCCGCAGCGUCAAGUGCCCUGGUCCGCCAAUUGCUGGCUUCAGCCUCGCGUGAUUGUGCGCCUCGCGAGUGCGCAGCAAGUUGCGGUCGCCCUCGCGCUGUGCCGGUUUUUCCACGUCCAGUUCUCCAUCCGGGGUGGGGGCCAUUUGCAGAUUCCGGGCUUCACCAGCAAUCAGGACGGCGUGGUCAUCUCCCUCAGCGCCUUCGACCAGGUGCGGCUGUCCGAAGACCAAUCGACGGCUGACAUUGGGGUCGGAUUGCGAUGGUUGGAGGUGUACCGACAGCUGGACGAGCACGGGGUGGCUGUGGCAGGAGGAAGAGUCCCGUCGGUGGGCGUCCCGGGAUUGUUGCUGGGCGGCGGCAUCUCCUUCCAGAACAGCCAGUAUGGCGUCGGUGCCAUGGCCAUCUCUAACUACGAGGUCGUUCUCGCCGACUCUCAAAUCAUCAAUGCCAAUGCCCACGAAAACCCCGAUCUCUUCUGGGCCCUCAAGGGCGGCGGUUCCAACUUUGGAAUCGUCACCAAGAUCGAAAUGAACACCAUCCCCAACCAAAUCUGGACCGAAGUCCGCAUCUACCCCCUCAGUGCCGCCGCCCAACUGCGCGCCGCUCUAAUGCAAUACCACGACGCCAUCGAAACCGACAACAAGGCCUCCCUGAUCUACAACGCCACCAACGACAUCAUCCUCGUGGUCUACUUCUAUUGCGCACCGAUCGAAAAUCCCCCCAUUUUCCAAUCCUUCUGUGACAUCCCUUACCUCACUAGCUUCGUGCCCCCGGGCAUCCGCACCGUCUAUGAUCUAGUCCAGGCCGUCGCAUCUGUCAACGAAGCCGAGCCCUCCGUCCAUGAAUUCCGCACCAUGUCCAGCCGCCCUAACAUCGAAGUCUACGAGGCCAUUGAGCGCGCCCACACCGAACAGGCCGAAGCCCUCAAGGACGUGGAAGGAAUCGCCCUCACAACUGUUAUCCAACCGAUGUCGUCGCUUGCUAUGCAGCAAACCCACAAGAAUGGUGGAAGUCCGUUAGGUUUGGAGCCCGUAGGACAGCAAUGGUUCCUCGCCCGCGCAGACUGGACCCACAUCCGCGAUGAAGAGCGAGUGCGCUCAGCGGUGCGGAAGAUCGUGGAUGCGGCAGAAGAAGCGGCGAAACGGACGGGCGUGUAUCUUCCGUACAAGUACUCGAACUAUGCGGCGCGGGAUCAGGAUCCGUUGGCGAGCUAUGGAGAGGAGAAUGUGCGGAGGUUGAAGGAGGUGGCUCAGAAGUAUGAUCCCGAGGGGGUCUUUCAGGAGUUGCAGAAUGGGGGGUGGUUGUUGAGUAAGGUUGGCUCUACUUUGGAGCGGUAAAUAUCAGGAGGUGUAUGUAAUACUACGUAGGUAUGGAUACGAGGUUGAUAGAAUGUAUAGAGUUUGUG